AUGCUCCGCACCACCGGCACCGCCGCCGCCGCCCUUCGCUCGUCGGUCCGCGCAACCCAGACCCGCCGUGCCCACGCCAUCUCCAACCCUACCCUCGCAAACAUUGAGAAGAGAUGGGAGGCCAUGCCCCCUCAGGAGCAGGCCGACCUUUGGAUGGCCCUCAGAGACCGCAUGAAGGUUGACUGGACCGAGAUGACCCUGCAAGAGAAGAAGGCCGCAUACUGGAUCGCUUUCGGUCCCCACGGCCCUCGCGCUCAAACUCCUCCCGGUGAGGGCAAGCAGGUCUUCUGGUACACCAUGGGCGGUCUUGCCGUCACUGCUGUUCUCUUCUUCGGUAUCCGCGCCGGUGCCAGAGGCACACCCCACACCAUGAACAAGGAGUACCAGGAGGCCUCCGACGCAUACCUCAAGGAGAACAACGUCGAGCCCAUUACCGGUAUCUCUGCCGAGGACUACAAGGGUGGCUUCAUGGUCCAGUCUCCUCCCAAGGCCAAGGAGUAA
Messenger RNA from Aureobasidium melanogenum CBS 110374, 501 nucleotides. Its product is annotated as putative cytochrome c oxidase polypeptide 5, mitochondrial. Lineage: Eukaryota; Fungi; Ascomycota; Dothideomycetes; Dothideales; Saccotheciaceae. Bases 1 to 501 code for a protein of 166 amino acids. Gene Ontology annotation, biological process: mitochondrial electron transport, cytochrome c to oxygen. The record is from RefSeq and is a predicted model, not a curated record. The transcript has 3 exons.